AUAGUGGCGGCAGCGCGCGGUCUUACGAUGAGCCCCGCCAAGAGCAGCCUCGGAGGGCUUCAAUCCGAACGCAGUCCAACGCCCGGUGAACCGAGGAUGGGUUUUCGACCGGCCGGAAACCGUGGUGAUUUCUACCGUCAGGAUGCAUCUUCACCGGGUGAAGGUGCGGGUGGGGCAGGGGGAAGCUUCCGGGGUAUCCAUUCCCAUCUCAGUGCGAUAUCGCAGAUCACCCAGAAUCUCAACAGUGAUCUCUCGAAGCUAACGUCACCGACGGCGUUCCGUACGUCACGGGAAAGCUCACAAUCACCUCCGUCGGCAACGGUUCCCAGCCAUCUGCACGGACUUCAUCAGCUGCAUCAACAGCAGCAACAGCAGCACCACCAGCAACAACUACAUCAGCAACACCAACAACAUCAGCUAGCACUUGCCGCCCUCAACAAUAACAUCGCUGUGGCACUGAACGACCAAAGCCUUAAGUUUAGCAUCGACAAUAUCCUGAAAGCGGACUUUGGACGUCGCAUUACCGAUCCGCUGCUGCUGAAACGUACUGCUGCGAAAGGUGGCCACCAAUCUCAUCACCAUGUGCCAUCGUCAUCGGGCAGCAGAAAACCGGCAAGCAAAAGCCCGUCGGCAAUCGAUCUCAGCGGUGGCAUCGGUUCGGAACAAACGGCAUCCUCCUCGGCGACACUAGCGCCACUGCUGGCCGGUACUGCAACUGUGCCCGCCAGCAUAGCGAGCGCCCUUUCGUCGGUGAAACAGUUCUGUACGGCCGUCAGCACAACGACCAGCAGUAGCCGGGCAAGUUCUGGAUCGGUCAGUUCGGUUGGUUCGGUGGGCAGUGAGGACGUGAGUCCAAUUUCGCCCCUCUCGUCUACCGGGUCGUUAAAGGGAACGGAAUCCAAUGCCGGUGGGGGUUCGGGUGCGACCGGGGGUAGUGGUGGUGCUAGUGGUAGUGCGGGGUCCAGUUCCGGUUCGGGCAGUUCGGGAUCCGGUUCCGGUGGCCCUAUGGUUUGGCCUGCCUGGGUGUAUUGCACCCGAUACAGCGAUCGACCUAGUUCAGGUAAGGACGAGAAAUAGUUGGAACGGGAUUUUAAAAAUUUAACUCUGGACACGACAUGACACACAAGGAAAUGCAAACUUCCGAUUAGGCUUUACCACAAGUUAAAGUGAAACAGUUCGCAACCCCUACGGACGAUGGUAAGCAAUUUUUGGUUUUUAGUGACCCUACUGAAGUCUCAUAUUUGCCAUAUUACAGAUAGAUCGAUCUUCGUUC
This is a messenger RNA of Anopheles funestus (African malaria mosquito), 1273 nucleotides long. RefSeq names its product homeobox protein invected-like. Gene Ontology annotation, cellular component: nucleus. The coding region runs from base 28 to 1077 and encodes 349 amino acids. Gene Ontology annotation, biological process: neuron differentiation; regulation of transcription by RNA polymerase II. Gene Ontology annotation, molecular function: RNA polymerase II cis-regulatory region sequence-specific DNA binding; DNA-binding transcription factor activity, RNA polymerase II-specific. The record is from RefSeq and is a predicted model, not a curated record. The transcript has 2 exons. NCBI's taxonomy places the organism in Eukaryota, Metazoa, Arthropoda, Insecta, Diptera, Culicidae.